AUGACUCGACGCCGGGGACUUACUAAUGAAGAAAUCAAAAAAAUUUUAGAAGAGUCAGAUGAUGAAGAUAUUGAUUUGGAUGAUGAAAUAGACGAUCCCGAUUUUCAAGAUCCAACACACAAUUUGCAGUACUCAUCCGAUUCAGACGAGUGUGAAAUGGAUAUCGAUCAUGAUACCAUUCCCCAAAAUACAAAGAACAGCGAUGCUUUGAGUGAUACUGAUACGGCAUCACUUUCAUCAGUUGAUGAGAUACCAUCAGCUAAUGCUUCAGGCUGCAAACCAAUCUUAUGGUUUCAUGCAGAUUCAACUUUCCAACCUCGAAUGACAAUUCCAGCAGAGUCAUCGCCUAGUUUGUUAUUCAAAUUAAAUCGUUCAGCUACCAAAUUGGACGUGUUUCUCAAGAUAUUUCCAAAAAGUCUUAUGAUUUGGAUCUCUCAAUGCACAAACCAACGACUCGAAAAGUUAGGACAAACAAUUCACCCUACAGACCCCUCUGAAAUUAUGCUUGUCCUUGGAUGCAUGCUUGUCAUGUCUUACAAUAGGGUGCCGAAAUUCUCUCAUUAUUGGUCAUCUAAUCCUUCUUUGGGAAACGUAGCAAUAAAAAAUGCUAUUUCAAGAGACAGAUGUAAAACGUUGCUGUCGAAACUAUAUUUUGCUGCACCAGAAAAGCCAGAAAAUGCAAGUAAAACAUAUUAUAUUGACGAGGUUGUUUCGUGCCUGAAACAAACCUUCAAACAGUGCCGAAGCGAAAGCUCAUAUCAAGCUAUUGAUGAAUCAAUGGCGAAAUUCAAGGGACGUUCAUCCCUCAAACAAUAUAUGCCGAUGAAACCUGUGAAAAGAGGGAUAAAAAUUUGGCAGCGAUGUGAUUCAAAAACAGGAUAUGUAUAUGACAUGAACAUUUAUUCCGGAAAAGAAACGGGUGAAGUUCAAGGCACACUCGGGGAACGGGUAGUAUCAAAGCUAACGGAGACAAUCCGAGGUAAAGACGUGAUGCUUGCGUUUGACCGAUUUUUUACAAGUGUGCACCUGAUGGAAACCCUGAAAUUUCCUGCUGUUGGUACAUGCAUCAAGACACGCAAAGAUGUUCCUAAUUUUGCAACAAAACUAAGCAAAAGGGGUGAGGCUGAGUUUCUCGUAACUAAAAAUGGAACAUUGUGUGCGAGGUGGCUUGAUUCAAAGGAAGUGAUGAUGCUAAGUAAUUGCCACGAAGCUAAAUACACAAAAGUAAAUCGCACCAUGAAAGAUGGAAGCAAAGAAGAAUUUGAGUGCCCUGUGGCAAUCGAAUUCUACAACAAAAUCAUGGGAGGUGUAGACCUUGCAGAUCAAAUGGCAAAUGUCUAUGAAUUAGAUUGA
Stegodyphus dumicola is the source of this 1353-nucleotide messenger RNA. Its product is annotated as piggyBac transposable element-derived protein 3-like. Lineage: Eukaryota; Metazoa; Arthropoda; Arachnida; Araneae; Eresidae. The record is from RefSeq and is a predicted model, not a curated record.